AUGAGAAUAAGAGAAAGCCUCCAGGAAGAAAUGACAUUUAAGCAACCAGGGAACACCAAGUUGUUACUUACAGUGAAACACUGUAAGCGCUGUGCGCACUCCACGCCCGAGUUCUCAGCCAAUGACGUCGACGGGCGCAUGGUUCGCCUGGACAAGCACUGGGCCUUGGUGUGCAUCGUCACCCACGUGGCCUCUCAAAGAGGCAGAACCGACGUGAGUGACACUCAGCUCGUCGCCCUGCACCGUGCUAGCUACGCUGAGUGCGAAUGACGGAUCCUGGCCUUCCGCUGCCAUCAGGUGGGGAGGCAGGAGCCGGGGAGUAAGGCAGAGAUCAAAGAGCCCACCGCUGGCUAUAAGGGCAAAUUCGAUACGCGCAGCAAGACCUGCGGGAACGGCGACAGCGCACCGGUGCUGUGGCAGUGGGUGAGAGCGCAGCCCCAAGACGGUGGCACCCUGCGGAACGCCGUCCAAUAG
Lepus europaeus (European hare) is the source of this 474-nucleotide messenger RNA. Its product is annotated as phospholipid hydroperoxide glutathione peroxidase-like. Lineage: Eukaryota; Metazoa; Chordata; Mammalia; Lagomorpha; Leporidae. The record is from RefSeq and is a predicted model, not a curated record. Gene Ontology annotation, molecular function: glutathione peroxidase activity. Gene Ontology annotation, biological process: response to oxidative stress.